Molecule: messenger RNA, 3262 nt
Organism: Pungitius pungitius (ninespine stickleback)
Lineage: Eukaryota; Metazoa; Chordata; Actinopteri; Perciformes; Gasterosteidae
Product: E3 ubiquitin-protein ligase RNF31-like
Exons: 17
Coding region: 524-2416 (630 amino acids)
Biological process (GO): protein transport; protein linear polyubiquitination
Cellular component (GO): LUBAC complex
Molecular function (GO): K48-linked polyubiquitin modification-dependent protein binding; K63-linked polyubiquitin modification-dependent protein binding; zinc ion binding
Source: RefSeq, a predicted model, not a curated record
AGUGGGCGCGUGACGUUGUAACGCGGCCGAGCGGAAGCCCGCUAGCCCGUUAGCAUAUUAGCAGGAGACCCUAAAGAGUUUAUUUUGGAUGAGAUGUCAAGAGUUGGAGCUGAAGCGGAGCUGCGGACUCUAGCGGAGGUGAAGAUGAACCGUUAACGCUUCAGCUUCUGCUUCAAAAUAAAACUUUAAUAACCUAAAAACAAAACAAAAGUUUGUGUUUCACCUGCUGACUAAUGCUAACCGGUCAACAGUAUAUUCUAUUCAAAGGGUUAGCGUAUAGUGCUAGCUGCUAAAAACAACCAGCCCUGAACCUGUGAAUGUCCCCCCCCCCCCACACACACAGUGCCACUACGCCUCUCCAGGUGAAACUCUGUCCGAUCUUCAGAAAGUUCGCUCUCUCUUCUCUGAUCUUCGUCUCUUUGUAGAUUUUUACUGAAGUGAGUAUAAUAUCCCAGUGUGCAUCUGGCUUCAUGAGACCCACCCGCUGUCCAGACCUCGCUGUUUCAUCUGUCCCUCCGUCUCCAUGGUGAUCAACCCGUCCUGCUCUAGCGUGGACGCCUCCGGCAACAUCCACCUAGUCGGCCUCACUAACUGGACUCAUGGUGUGUCAAACCUGUCAUCGCUUGUGUCAGAGAUGAGGCGGGCCUUCCAGAGGGACAUGCCCCUUUAUGCCAGGUCUUCUGAGCAAGCCCCGCCCCCUGCAGGUUUGCAGGUUCCUGCCCAUAGCCUUCAUUAUUCCUCCAUCUCCUCCACCAGCCCCACCUCUCCCUCUUCCUGCUCCUCCUACUCCUCUCCCCAGAGGCCUCAUCUCUUCACCUCGUCACACCUGUCUGGACAGAAAGCGAGCCAAUGGGAGCAGGGCAGGGAGGUUAGGGUGAGGAGAUCGUACACUGAGGAGUUGCGGGGGAUUGACUUUAGUGCACCUCCUCCUUCAUCUUCCUCCUCCAACAACCCUUUCCUCAGCUCCUCCCCCUCAGGUGGUCCCCCUGAAGACCAUCUCAGCUGGAAGAUGGGGGCUCUCAGGCUGGACGGAGAGUCCACCAGAAACCAGCAGCGUGAGUCUCCUGUUCGGACGGUCCAAUCAGAAGAAGCCGGAGACAGACAGACAACAAGCUCCGUGGUUCUGGUUCAAGAUUCUGGACCAGCCGCCAGAGUUGACCUUAUCAAGAUGGCGGCUUGUCUUCCUUCAGACCAGGCAGCCAGCUUCCUGUCUCUGGUCACCAUGGAGGGGCGGGCCUUUAGCCCCUCUGAUGUCAUGGAGGCGGUCCAACUAAGCAAAGAUCUCCCAGCAGCCCUCCGGUUCCUGACUCACAGCUGCCCCAUCUGUCAGGAGCAGGUGUCCUUCAGCAAGAUCAUCACCAUGACUCACUGCUCCUGUUUCUUGUGUCAGACGUGUUUUAAGGCGUUUUUCUUGUCAGCCAUUAAAGAGAAGACCAUCAAUCAGCUGGUUUGUCCUCAGUGUGGCCAACCUGAGGUCAAAGGUCAGGAAGAAAUGGAAUACUUCAACCUGCUUGACACACAGAUUCGUCACUUUCUGCCACCUCAGAUCCAUGAACUAUUCCAGAGGAAACUCCGAGAUCGAGCUCUGCAGGACAUGCCAGAUUUCCGCUGGUGCGCUCAUUGUUCAUUUGGCAUGCUUCACGAAGCUGACAGGCUGAGGAUCGACUGUCCCAGCUGUAAGAAGAGUACGUGCAGUCAGUGCAGAUCUCCUUGGUCUCCUCAACAUCACGGACUGACCUGUGACCAGUUCAGAGCCUGGAAGCAGCAGAAGCAUCUGGAUCCCCACACCACCUCCAGCAGCUACACCAGCAUUGAGUGUCCAAACUGUCAGGUGGUCUUCAGUCUGUCUAAAGGAGGCUGUCUUCACUUCACCUGCAGUCAGUGUCAGCAUCAGUUCUGUGGAGGCUGCAGUCAGACCUUCACCACCGGCUCCACGUGUAGUUUCUCUGGCGCCUGCGCGAGCAAAGGCCUUCACGCCCACCACCCCAGAGACUGCCUUUACCACCUGAGGGACUGGAGCGUGACGCGUCUCCACCUGCUGCUCCAGCAUUACAGAGCACCUCUCACCUGGCUGCAACCAGCCAACAGCCGCCCACCUCGCUCCAGUCAGGCAGGGGUGUGUUUGGUUUUGGAGCUGAGGGACAACGGCGGCGGCGGCGGCGGCGGAGGGGAGGAGCCGUGCAGUCGACCUGCUCUGCACGAAUACAGGGGAUACUGCCAGUUGCACUAUAAAGAGCGUUUGGUGGAGCUGAUCAACCGCUGCUGUGCCGACCCAGCGGCCCUUUUCAGCCGGGCAGAGAUCCUCGCCGAGCUGCAGCGCUGGCACGUCGCCGUGCCGACCAGGGAGCCAGAAGAACCGGAGCCGCUGUACACACACCGCCUCCGGCUGACUCUUCCUCCUCUCAGAAGGCAGUGAAAACCUCUGACAUCACUCCGUGACCCCGGAGCUCCGCCUCCUGCCGCUGAGCGACUGACUCCGCCCACUCCUAACAUGUUUCUGACCAAUAACUUUAAUUUAUUAACUUUUGAGACGCCCCCCCCCCCCAUCAGUGAUGUCACUGCACUAAACCUGUUAUAACAUCACGUAUCUGCUGUUCUGCUGUUUCCUGUGUUAUGAACUGUGGACGUUUCAUCCUGUCACCUCAGUUGUGGGGGGGGGCUUCUCCUUCACUGCUGUUUCCUGACCUUUGAACAGGAUGAUGAGCCCAUCAACGGUCAUUGUCUCUGAAAUAAUACUUUAAUAUUAUUUGAAGAUGAAAGAAAAAAACAGGUCCAUAUUGACUAAUAAGGUUUAGGGUUGAUGAAUAAGGGUUAGAGCCAUUAUCGGUGACACUGUGAUAUACAGAGCCUGGUGGAAGGAAAGAGACUUAAUGCACUCACAUGAUUCUGUUUGUUACGGCUCUUGUUGGACAGGGUUGUAAUGGAUUGGCGUUGCUAGGCAACAGCUGGCGAACUGGGUUGGUCCUGAGGUUGGAGGUUCUCACAGAGACGCUCAGCUCAAACAGGAAGUAGUAAACUCUGGGCUGGAAAGGGGAUUUCUUUGACUUUUUUGAUUUCUUCGGCUUCUUGAAAGCGAGUUCUCGAGGAGAACAAAGCCGUAAGCGCUUCAGGGUAUUUUUAUCUAUUGUCCACUCCAACAUGGUGUUUUGGUGCUUGGUGUAGAUGUGUCUCUAAACGAUAUAUAGGUGUGAAACCAGUUGGCUUCUUCAAUGGAUCCAUGUGUUAAAUGAAUAAUAUCCAAAUAAACUUUCUUCAUUCUUCA